UUCCCCGCCUCUCGCCUCUCUCCUCCUCCCAUGCUUGCUUCUAUUUUUUCUGUAGCUCAUCCAAAUCCCCCAUCCAUCAGGGGACGAGAGAGCAUGGGAUUUGCUCCCUGCUGGGCAUCAAGGGCAAGAGCCACUAUAGUGGGGGAAGGAGAAAGAGGUGGUCGGAUGGACACAGGGGAUCCCCGACUUUUUUGCAUCUCAGCGAUGCGUGUUUUUUGCUUUGAUGGAUUCAGCUAGCGGCCGAGAUGUUGGUGGCUCUUUUAUGGAUCUGCUACGCGUUGCAGAUCCCUCAAUUAUCGGGAGAGUGCAGUGUGAAGAGAACAAUGCUUUGUUUGAUUCAACAGUGCCAAUCGAGCUGGAUGAAAUAAAUUACUCUAAC
Triticum urartu is the source of this 379-nucleotide messenger RNA. The record is from RefSeq and is a predicted model, not a curated record. NCBI's taxonomy places the organism in Eukaryota, Viridiplantae, Streptophyta, Magnoliopsida, Poales, Poaceae.